Frankliniella occidentalis (western flower thrips) is the source of this 515-nucleotide messenger RNA. RefSeq names its product probable ubiquitin-conjugating enzyme E2 21. Gene Ontology annotation, cellular component: nucleus. NCBI's taxonomy places the organism in Eukaryota, Metazoa, Arthropoda, Insecta, Thysanoptera, Thripidae. The coding region runs from base 1 to 477 and encodes 158 amino acids. Gene Ontology annotation, molecular function: ubiquitin conjugating enzyme activity. The transcript has 4 exons. The record is from RefSeq and is a predicted model, not a curated record. Gene Ontology annotation, biological process: protein polyubiquitination; proteasome-mediated ubiquitin-dependent protein catabolic process.
AUGGCGUUGUCGUUUCGGUUCAGGGAAAAUGAUUGUGGAAUAUCUGUCGUCGUUGGCGACGACCUCCUGGGCUUUGAUGCUUUCAUCAAAGGCCCAGCAGGUACCCCUUAUGAAGGAGGCACGUUCAAAGUGCGCAUAAACAUACCUGCAGAAUACCCCAUGCAACCACCAGUAGCCACAUUCAAAACUGAAAUAUGGCACCCAAACAUUUCGUCUAUGUCAGGCUACGUUUGUUUGGACACUCUGGGCAGCAAAUGGGUGGGAUGUAUGAACUUCAGGGCAGUCCUGUUAUCACUUCAGAAUUUGCUGAUGAAUCCGGAGCCUGCCGACCCUCAGGAUGCAGUUGUAGGCGGUCAGGCCCAGCGGGAUUUGAGGGAUACCGCUGAAAUGUGGACGCACAUCUUUGCUGGAGGUUGUUUUGUUUUCUUGUUUAUAAUUCAUUGCUUAAUUUUGCUUAACCUGGUUACUUUUAUCUAAUGCUCAGCUUUAUUUUAGGACGCAAGUUCAAGGAGAGU